UCUGUAUUGGGUGUGCGAUUAUUCUGUUUAAUAACAUGUUACGAAACAGGGACACCUCGAGUCCAGGAGAAUUUUUUUAAUUACUCAUAUGCAACAUUGGACUAUAGCAGUGACUAUUUUAAGGAUGACUGGCAACACAAGAGGAUGGUCUCCGGUUUAAGCUUAGCUGUCCUUGUCUGGGCCACAUUAAGCACACACACUACUGGUCAACCCUGCCGAUGUUCAGCCCUCCUGCCUGCUGGCCUGCAGGUCAACUGCAGCUUUUUAAACCUCAUGGAGCUGCCUCAUCUGCCCUCAGACACCACAGAGAUCGAUAUGCAGAACAACCGGCUCAUCUCGGUGACUCCAGGCCUCUUUGACAGACUGGUCGGUCUGAAAAAGGUCUCACUAUCUGGAAACCCCUUUCAUUGUGACUGUAGGAUCCAAUACCUGAGGAACUGGUUACUGAAGAACAGGGAUGUUGUCUCCAAGGAGCCCACCUGUUCCAGUCCAAGCUCUGUGUCUCAGAGAGCCAUCACUGAACUCACCGACGACUACUUUUCUUCCUGUGCCCUGGCAGGCUGUACUUAUGGGACUUAUAGCACUGUGAUGGGAGUGAUGCUAUGCUGCCUCAUUGUUCUGCUUCUGUGGAGCUUGAGACUAGCCAAAACUUGCACAUUCACUCUUUACAUAUAUGAGAGACAUUCGGGAUUUGAGGCCGACUCUUUGCGCUCACUGAAGCCCAAACACAGGAGGAGGCUGCACACUGCGCAGUCAGAGGUCAGCAUGGAUUCCCUCACGUGUGCGGAGGAUCUAGAAAAACCACUUAUCAACAUGGAGUUACUGCCACAAGUACUGGAUGUGUUGCACAAGAAGCACAAUAUAAAGAUAAAGGCUACCUGAGGGACCUACUACAGUGAAAUAACAAAAUACACGAGUGGCAAAUAGAAUUAACAGCAGUA
Molecule: messenger RNA, 941 nt
Organism: Perca flavescens (yellow perch)
Lineage: Eukaryota; Metazoa; Chordata; Actinopteri; Perciformes; Percidae
Gene: gp9
Product: glycoprotein IX platelet
Exons: 2
Coding region: 145-882 (245 amino acids)
Source: RefSeq, a predicted model, not a curated record